Trifolium pratense (red clover) is the source of this 1884-nucleotide messenger RNA. RefSeq names its product protein S-acyltransferase 8-like. NCBI's taxonomy places the organism in Eukaryota, Viridiplantae, Streptophyta, Magnoliopsida, Fabales, Fabaceae. The coding region runs from base 406 to 1671 and encodes 421 amino acids. The record is from RefSeq and is a predicted model, not a curated record. The transcript is spliced from 5 exons. Gene Ontology annotation, biological process: peptidyl-L-cysteine S-palmitoylation; protein targeting to membrane. Gene Ontology annotation, molecular function: protein-cysteine S-palmitoyltransferase activity. Gene Ontology annotation, cellular component: Golgi apparatus; endoplasmic reticulum.
ACGCUUUCUUCUUUUUUCCUCUUUCAGAAUUGCACUGGAAGAAAAGAGGGUUCAGGUUUUGAUUCAGGUCAAAUAAAUAACAAAAUUUCUUCUUUCAACACUUUUUUUGUUUUUUUCUCAUUUAUUUAUUUACCAAAUUUCAAACUCAUCAAUCUCCAUCGUUUAAAUCUCACGCAAUCUCUCUCUCUCUCUCUCUCUCUCUGUCCAAUCACAUUUUAAGCGAAAACCCCAAAUCGUCGUUUUCUUCUACAGUGAAGUUUCCGAUUUUGACCUGUGAAAUCGUUGAAUCGAAGUGAUUUUUAAGUUUCGUGUGGUUAAUUGUAGUGUUUUGAAAAAGCGCGUUGGUGUAAUGAGAAGAAGAAGUUGAAUGGUUUGAGAAGGAGUUUUUGUGUCAAAGCUUCUUUCAUGGCUGCCAAACGCGUUUAUGAAGCAUGGAAAGGAAGUAAUAAAUUCCUAUUUGGAGGAAGGUUGAUAUUUGGGCCUGACGCUAAGUCAUUGCUUUUCAGUUUAUUGCUGGUCAUAGCUCCAGUUGUCAUCUUUUGUAUAUUUGUAGCAAGGCAUCUUCGGCAUGAGUUUUCCUCAUAUAAUGCAGGAUAUGCUAUUUUGGUGGUGGCAGUUCUCUUCAAUAUUUAUGUGCUGAUACUUCUCUUUCUCACUUCUGCACGCGAUCCGGGCAUUAUACCGAGGAAUUUACAUCCACCAGAAGAAGAGUUCCGUUAUGACUCGUCCGUUUCAAUUGAUAUUGGGGGACGUCAAACACCAAGCCUUCAGUUCCCUCGAACAAAGGAAGUAAUGGUCAAUGGCCUUCCUGUAAGAGUGAAGUAUUGUGAUACCUGUAUGUUAUAUCGUCCUCCUCGUUGCUCACAUUGCUCCAUUUGCAACAAUUGUGUUGAACGUUUUGAUCAUCAUUGCCCUUGGGUUGGCCAAUGUAUUGGACUGAGGAACUAUCGUUACUUCUUUAUGUUUGUUUCUUCGGCAACCCUUCUAUGCAUAUAUGUGUUUUCGUUCUCAGCUUAUUACAUCAAGGUUUUGAUGGAUGAUAAUCAUGGGACAGUGUGGAAGGCAAUGAAAGAAUCCCCUGCAUCUGUUGUCCUAAUGGCAUAUUGUUUCAUCUCUUUGUGGUUUGUUGGUGGACUAACUGGCUUUCAUUUGUACCUUAUUGGCACAAACCAGACCACUUAUGAAAACUUUCGAUACAGAGCAGAUAACAGAACGAAUGUUUACCAUCGGGGUUGUUUAAAUAAUUUUCUGGAAGUAUUUUGCACAGAAGUGAAACCUUCAAGGAACAAUUUUCGGGCUCUUGUUCAAGAAGAAGAGGUACAGAGGCCACCUCCUCGGGUCGUUACCCGGGAACCUGAACAAGAUUUGGUAGGAGAUCCUCGUUCUAAGGUUGAAGAUGAUCUAGACAUAGGUGAAGACCUAUUAAAAAUAUCACAGCGCCGGAAUAUUGACGAAAUUGAUGAAGAUAUUCGGAGCAGAGGGAGCAAUGGACCUUACAAUAAUGCAUCUGAAGGUGAUUCAGUUUUGGGCUCAGAUCGUCGAGCUCCAACAGUUCGAUCAGAAGAAAGGCACUCAAGUUGGAGAAGAAGUGGAAGCUGGGAAAUUGCGCCAGAUGUACUUGCCAAUUCUAAUGUAACUGAAACUAGAAGCUAUGUUACUGCGCGUCAAUGAUUGCAGUUUAUUUGAUGUUUGCUUAGCAUAUCAACUUUAGGUGAUAUGAUUACUUAUAUAUCAAAAAGAUUGAAUAGGAAAUACUUCUUAAUCAGAUUACCUUUAUAGGAAUGUGAAUUGAAUUGAUUGAGGCAUUAAGUAGAAAAUCUUAUUCGACCAUUUGUGGUAAUCUUGGCUCUUAUGGAAAAUAUAGAAAUGUGCUUGUUCAAGAAA